Messenger RNA from Hypoxylon fragiforme, 1987 nucleotides. RefSeq names its product putative amino acid transporter. The record is from RefSeq and is a predicted model, not a curated record. The transcript is spliced from 4 exons. The coding region runs from base 287 to 1885 and encodes 532 amino acids. Gene Ontology annotation, molecular function: amino acid transmembrane transporter activity. Gene Ontology annotation, cellular component: membrane. NCBI's taxonomy places the organism in Eukaryota, Fungi, Ascomycota, Sordariomycetes, Xylariales, Hypoxylaceae. Gene Ontology annotation, biological process: amino acid transmembrane transport.
CCGAUCACCCAAUCACGCAAUUCUACCUACAGCCAAAUGCCAUGGCCGACUAACUAAAUCUAGAAAUCUCUGUGCUGUUUCUUGACCGAACCCUCGAAUUUGUAGAUAGGGUAUUCAAUGUUAUCUACACCUGAGUAAGUAGUACCUAAACAAGUAUUUAAAUUCCUAGAAAUCUUCAUAAUAUCCCUUUUAGGUAUAUGUUGUCAAUUCUCACAUCAACAUCGCCAUCCAUCAUUGUCCUUUGCUCACCGUAGCAAGCAAGCAACAAGAGGACCCCCAGCCCAAAAUGUACAGCUCAAAAGACCCCGAUAACCGCCCCAUCACGCCGCCGGACGAAUAUGUCGUCGACCAGGACGACUUUCAGUCAAUUGACCCCGAGUCGGGGGUCCGGCGCGGGCUGAAAACACGACAUCUAAGCAUGAUGGCCUUGGCCGGAAUCAUAGGGCCCGGUCUCUUGGUCGGAAGCGGAAGCGCGCUGUCCGGCGGUGGUCCGGCGUCGCUGUUGAUUGGCUUUGGCAUCGUCGGCAUCAUUGCCUUUAGUAUCAUGCAAAGUCUAGGGGAGAUCACAACCCUCUACCCCUCAGGAGGCGCUUUCACUCAGCUGGCCUCACGCAUGGUAGACCCGGCGUUUGGCGUCGCCGUCGGCUGGAAUUACUUCAUCAUUUGGUUCACUGUGCUCGCCAACGAGUAUAAUGCCACCACUAACAUUCUCGUCUUCUGGAGCGACAAGGUGCCUGUUUGGGGGUAUUUCUUGAUCUUAUGGACUGCGUUCUUGGCCUUCCAGUUCUGUGGUGUCACCACGUUCGGUGAAGCGGAAUUCUGGCUGGCUCUUGUCAAACUUGCCGGAUUGGUCGCAUUCUACCUCUUCUCCAUUGUUUAUGUCGCUGGUGGAGUUAAUGGGGACGUGGUAGGAUUCCGAUACUGGCACGACCCGGGACCCUUCGUGAGCGGCUUCCGCGGUGUCGCUCAAGUCUUCGUCUUCUGCUCCACCUUCUACGCCGGCUGCGAAUCCGUCGCCGUAGCCGCCACCGAGACCAAGAACCCCCGCGUCGCCGUCCCGUUGGCGAUCCGUCAGGUGUUCUGGCGCAUCAUCUUCGUCUACAUGGGCGCCGCCUUCUUCUUCGGCCUCACCUGCCCAUCCAACGCCAGCCAGCUGGUCAAUGGUAGCAGUCGCGCCCUUUUGAGUCCCAUGACUGUUGCGCUGCAAAACGCUGGCUGGCAAGGCGGCGUGCAUCUCAUCAAUGCCUUCAUCUUGAUUACCUGCAUCUCUGCCAUCAACAGCUCCAUCUACAUCGCGUCCCGAACCCUCCUUUUCAUGGGACAGCAAAAGAUGGCCCCGGCGUUUCUCGGCUGGACGGACAAGAGAGGAGUGCCUAUCCCGGCUAUCGUCACGGCUAACGCGUUUGGCGCCGUGUCCAUGAUGAACGUCUCAACUGGUGCUUCCAAGGCCUACCAAUACAUCGUCAACUUGAGCGGCGUGUCGACCUUCCUGGUCUGGGGCUCCAUCUCAUUCACUCACAUCCGGUUCCGCCAGGCGUGGAAAGCCCAAGGUUAUACCGACAAAGACCUGCCGUUCGUGUCCCUCUGGUAUCCGUGGAACGCGUACUUUGGUCUCGGCGCCAAUAUCUUCUUGGCCUUCGUCCAGGGCUGGAGCUACUUCUCCCCCUGGGACGUCGCCGGGUUCGUCGAUGCGUAUAUCCUGCUGCCCCUAUUCUUCAUCAUAUACUUUGGGUACAAGAUCGUGUUCAAGACUCGGUACUGGAGGUCGGAGGAAGUCGACUUGCAGUCCGGCAGACGCCGUGAUUUGGAGGAGGCGGAGGAGAUGGUUAAUGGUGAGUUAGGGGGGGCGCAACCGUGGUGGCGGAGGGUGCUGAGGAGUAUUUAGAUGGGAAACGGAUGAUUUUUUUUGUCAGCAAAUUUGAUGUUGGAAAGAUAGAUAUAUAUGACUUAUCCCUCAUCAUAUAACGGUUCGAUGUAAUGACCAUCC